This is a messenger RNA of Trypanosoma cruzi, 677 nucleotides long. RefSeq lists its product as uncharacterized. The annotation marks the transcript as partial. The record is from RefSeq and is a predicted model, not a curated record. The transcript has a single exon. Lineage: Eukaryota; Euglenozoa; Kinetoplastea; Trypanosomatida; Trypanosomatidae.
CGGAUAAGGAGCGGCGACGAGAAAAUUACCGGGUCCGCAAAGAAAUUCGUCGAGCGUAUAAGGAGCAUCAAAAACAGCGAGGGCAACUUGUGCAUUGUGGCCGAUCUUGUGAGGCCAAAAGCAAACAGGUGGAGUUGGCUUAUAAUCGCCUGGCUUCUCAAGUGGAUCGUGAACUUUACGGGGUUUUGCUGGACGCGAAGGACACAAAGUCAAAACGGUCUUUAGAUGCCGCAGAUUUAAAACAGGCUUAUGAAGCAAAGAAGAAGAAAGUGGAGGAGAAUGAAAAGGAAGAAGAAGAUCGAGAGAUGGCGCUGGAGGAACUGAAGGAUGCGUAUGAUAUUCUUGUGAAUCCAGAGGCCAGGAACUAUUAUCUUCUGUAUGGUAUGAAGCCGCCGGAGCAUAUGCGUCACAUGAGUGCUAGAAGUGGUGGUUGGGGGCAGGAAAUUUCACUGGGCGUGUACAAGAACCGUGUUAUACUGGCUUGGCUGGAUUUUCUUCAUGACUACAUUGGGCUUUGGGGGGAAACGAUGGUUAUACUUGCUGCUUUGGCAUUCGUGCUUUCACGUGUUCCAACGGCUUUGAGACAGUCCCAACGUCUGCUGGAUGAUAUGGAUUGGGAGGCUUCUGUGGCCGAAAUAGAACGAAGUGGACGUAAAAGGGACGAAACGACGGAAUAG